This is a messenger RNA of Spodoptera exigua (beet armyworm), 468 nucleotides long. The record is from the annotation of a GenBank genome assembly. Lineage: Eukaryota; Metazoa; Arthropoda; Insecta; Lepidoptera; Noctuidae.
AUGCCCUCCGACGUCGCCACGAUGCGCUACAUACUCUUCUGUCUCCUGUCACUAUCCUUCAACAGAAACUUCGCAUUUGUGCUCGACAAACAAAACCCGUACUCCCAAUUUCGCAAAUGGAACGCCGGCCUGAAUGGUACACUCGAAUUAGAAUUCAAAACUGACCAACCCAACGGUCUACUUUUGUAUACGGAUGACGGUGGCACUUAUGAUUUUUUUGAACUGAAGCUUGUUAAUGGAGCGUUGCGGUUGAGGUAUAAUCUGGGUGGUGGCGCCCAGAUUAUCACUGUGGGCAGCAACCUCAAUGAUGGACACUGGCAUAAAGUUCAGGUGGCGCGUCGCGACGAGCACACGUCGUUAACUGUGGAUGGCAGUACGCAAAGUAAGACGUCGCGAGGCAAGGAGUUUGCGUUUGGGAAGUUUAAUUCAAACUCAGAUGUUUUCGUCGGAGGGAUCCCGCCAUCGUGA